Messenger RNA from Juglans regia (Persian walnut), 1987 nucleotides. Its product is annotated as ankyrin repeat-containing protein ITN1-like. Gene Ontology annotation, molecular function: protein binding. The record is from RefSeq and is a predicted model, not a curated record. Lineage: Eukaryota; Viridiplantae; Streptophyta; Magnoliopsida; Fagales; Juglandaceae. The transcript is spliced from 6 exons. Bases 133 to 1971 code for a protein of 612 amino acids.
ACGAUCCUGCAAGCUGGACGUUAAUUAAUCAUCCAAAAGCCCAGUUGAUCUUUGGCUGCCAGGGAGGCUCUGAAGCUCGAUCAGUAUAUUUGUAACCACACAGGAGUGAGCUGCUAGCUAGGCAUUUCCACGAUGAGUCAUGGAAACGGUAUGAAUCAACAACGACUCUCUUCUGUUCCAUCAUCAAUUCAAACUGAAGAUUUCUGGGACGCAACUACAUCACUGGAGGGGUUGAGCUCAAGCGAGAAUGCUGGAAAUGAGGCUAAUGAGAGGACGAGCAGAUUUCAUUUCCUUGACACUUGUGUUCGUCUCUAUCAAGCCGCCCUAAAAGAUGAUUGGCUAGCUGCUAAGGCUGUAAUUGAUAUGUAUCCAGAUGCUGUUAGUUAUCCCAUAACAAGAAAGAAGGAUACGGUUCUUCACAUCGCAGUUGCAGCAGAGCGCACAGCUUUUGUAAAAGAGCUGAUAAAACGGAUGAAUUCGGACGACUUAGCACUGAAAAAUUCACAUGGAAAUACGGCAAUUUGCUUCUCUGCUGCAUCAGGAAUCGUCUCAAUUGCUGAGGAGAUGGUGAAUAAGAAUACAGAACUGCCACUGAUCCGUGGAAGUAGAGGAAGGACACCGCUUUAUAUGGCAGCUUUGCAAGGACAUAGAAACAUGGCUUCUUAUCUAUACUCUGUCACUACUUUUGAACGUUUGACUGCCCCUGAACGCAUUGAUAUCCUUGUUGCUUUUAUUUCCAGUGAUCUGUACGAUGUAGCAUUGGAUAUUCUGAAAAAGGAUCCAGAAUUAUCGACUAUGAAGAAUACAUAUGGGAAGAUAGCAUUGCAAGAGUUAGCCAAAAAGCCUUCUGCAAUCGGCAGCAAAAGUCAACUAUCCAUCUGGGAAACAUGCUUAAACUCCUGGUUCCGAGGGCUGAUCUAUAACAAAGCUCUGAUGGGUACAAUAGCCUAUCAAUUGGUUGAUCUCCUCUGGAAAAACGUUCUAUUAUUGCCAGAGAGAGACUUCAUGGAGCUGGUUCAAGACCAUUCCUCUUUCCUUUUUGAUGCUGCAAGAUCAGGGAAUGCUGAAUUUCUAAUUAUACUUAUACGCUCCUAUCCUGAUCUCAUAUGGAGUGUAGAUCAGAAUAAACGAAGUAUAUUUCACCUUGCUCUUAAAUAUCGGCAAGAGAGUGUAUUCAGUCUGAUAUAUGAGCUAGGUGCUAUCAAGGGUAUCAUAGCACUCUAUACUGACCAUUACAAUAACAAUAUGCUGCACUUAGCUGGACAAAUAGCUCCUCCAGACCGGCUAAAUAUCAUAUCAGGAGCAGCACUUCAAUUGCAGCGAGAGCUAUUGUGGUUUAAGGAGAUAGAAACCAUUGUGCAACCUUCAUACACGAAGAUGGUGAAUUUAGAUCAAAACAAGAAUCCUGCAAAUACUCCUUGGGAGUUAUUUACAGAGACACAUGAACAUUUGCAGAAAGAAGGUGAAAAGUGGAUGAAGGACACGGCAAACUAUAGCAUGCUUGUGGCGACACUGAUUGCCACCGUAGUUUUCACUGCGGCCUUCACUAUACCGGGUGGCAACAAUCAAGAUUUAGGCACUCCUAUUUUCUUGAGAAACAAAUGGUUUAUGGCGUUCUUCAUAUCAGAUGCAGUUACAUUCCUGUUCUCCUCGACUGCGAUAUUGAUAUUCCUGUCAAUUCUCACGUCACGUUAUGCAGAAGAGGAUUUCCUUCAGUCAUUACCUGCGAGGUUGUUGCUUGGACUCAUAGCACUCUUCAUCUCUAUAGCAGGCAUGGUGGUAGCUUUCAGCGUAACAUGCUUUUUAGUCUAUCACAAUGAAACCCCUAGUGUUCCACUUGCUAUAAUCGGCUCGGCUGGUAUACCAGUUACUUUAUUUUUGGUUUUACAUUAUAGACUUUGGGCUGAUAUAUUCCACUCAACGUAUAGGUCUAGGUUUCUUUUUCGUCCCCGUGAGGCUCGACUUUUCUAGGAAGAAUUGGACUGGG